Molecule: messenger RNA, 2817 nt
Organism: Rotaria sp. Silwood2
Lineage: Eukaryota; Metazoa; Rotifera; Eurotatoria; Philodinida; Philodinidae
Source: the annotation of a GenBank genome assembly
AUGAAAAGCAAAACAAAUACUCUCACUCUUAAAAGUUUUUUUCGUCGUUCACAACGAGCAACUUCGUUGAGAAUAAAAAUGAAAAAGUCUUUUGCAAGAAGCAGCAUUGGCUCUUCAACAUAUUCAGCUAUACCACAGGUUAUUCAUCAUACAUCUGAUCAAUCGCUGAUUACAAAUGAACGUGUACAAAAUAUUCUUGCUUAUCAUCGCAAACUACCAAGUCUAUUUCCUAACGUCUCUUCACAUAUUGAUCGGCACGUUGCAUUAUCAUCUACGUCCAAUAAUAUUUUUAGUUCAAAAUCUUCAAAUGUUCUUGAUAAAAAUAUCAAUAAUGCUCAACAGCAUAUGAUCCCACUUGAUUCAGAAGAUUUAGAUGAUAAUGAUGUUGAUUGGCAAUCAAUAACUUCUGAAGAAGAACAAAAUAUUGAUGAAUUAUCUGAGAACAGCAACGAGGUGCAGUCUGAUCAAAAUUUUUGUAGUUAUAAGAAAGGUCAAUCAUCAUCACCAUCAUCAUCAUCAAACAGCUGCAGUACAAGUUCUGAAGAUGAGGAAGAGGAAACCAGCUCGAACCAUUCUCGUACACACACUACUCUGGAAAUAGCUGUACUUCUUUCAUUAUUUCGACAUCGUCAUCAACUAUCCAAAUCGUCCAUCACAGAUAUUUGUCGUUUAUUACGUCUACUUGGUGUAAAAAAUGUUCCAGCUGAUUACAGAUCGAUAUAUCGAUUAGUAAACCCACUUGGCACAUUAAAAUUUCUACCAAAACUUGCGGUUGUCUGUCCAACAUGUUACAGACUUAGUAUGGAUACAGAAAAAUGUUCAGUUUCAAGUUGUACUAGCCAUCCUGGAUAUGUUCGAGCACCAACUGUUAACUAUAUGUUCACACUUAGUGAACAAAUCAAAUCCAUUUUAGAACGUAUGCCUUUGGUACACACCGGAACAAACGAUGGUGAUAUGACUGAUGUUGUAGAUGGACUUGCACAUUCACGUAUUCGUGAAAUGGAAAAAUCCCCCUUCAUCACUUUAACUCUCAAUUCUGAUGGUGUUUUGGUUCAGAAAAUUUCACGUUCAUUAUGGAUAACUACCAUUGUAAUUAAUGAAGUUCCACGUGAUAUUCGUUUUCAAUUACCUAAUAUGAUUAUUGGAAUGAUUUCUUAUGGUUCACAAAAACCCAAACGAGCUGAGUUUCAGCCAUUGUUAGAUAUUCUAGUUGAUCAAUUAAUUGAAUUAGAAGAUGGUAUCGAUGUAUGUUUACCAUCAUCAAAUGAUACUCGUUCUUCAUCAAGUCUUAUUGUUAGUCGUGUUGCUGUGUAUUUACUUGGAAUUGUUUCAGAUAAACCAGCUCAAUCCAUCAUCCAGAAUAUGAUUGAUAGUGGGGGUUUUUAUGGAUGUGGCAAAAGUGUUCCUGCAGGAAAGGGACACAUUCGUUGUUUUCCACUUGAUCCAAUAAAUCCACCUGAUCUUCGUUCGAACCACACCUACGAUGCAGCUAUGAAAGUUUUAGAAAAAAAUAAAAAACAACGUACACGUCGUAAUUCGUUAACAGGUGCUAACAAUGACGAAGCUAAGGGACAUGUUGGUCCGUGUGCAUUGAGAAGACUUCGUUUUUUUGAUAUGGGACAAUCAUUUUUAACAGAUUCUUUACACAACUUAUAUUCUGGAACAUUCCUCAAACUACUUAAAAUUUGGCUAGAAUUACCAUCUGAUAGAAAAAACACAACAAUUAGUAUGAGUAUUUUUAAUCAACGAAAAGAAGUUGAAAUUGCUUUUAAUGCAAUUCUUUUUCCGACUUCCACUUAUCGAGUACCGAGAUAUCUGCAAUACUAUCAUCAGCACAAAGGGAAUGAAUUAAGGUUGUGUCUUCUAAUGGGUUAUAAUUGUUUUCAACUUGCAUUAAACAAUAAUCAGUACAAACAUUUACAAGCAUUAGCCUUUUCUCUUCAUUUGGCAGAAGCAAGAAAUAUCGACGAGGAAAUGAUCAAGAAAAUUGAUGCAUUGCUCAAGUACUUCAAUCAAGAAUUCGAAUAUUUAUACACAAAACGACAUAUCGUAUCGGUCGUACAUUCGGUUGCUCAUGUUGCUUCAUCCGUUCGUGAAUAUGGUCCGAUUAUGAACUAUUCCACAUUCAAUUUUGAAUCACUUAUUGGUACACUUGUUCGAACAGUUCGUGAUCCAAGUCAACCAUCAAGUGAAAUUUGUUAUAAUCUUGAGCUACUUCAUCAUAGUUGGCUUGAAUUUGAUAAAAAGAAUUUCUUACCUUCAUUUAAGCUCUUCAUUAAUCAAAUAAAUUCCUCCGCGAAGCAAGCACGUCGACGUUUUACCAACAACUACUUAUCUCCAGAUAUUCAUUUUCAUCAACGCAUUCGACCAUUUUAUAUCAUUGAUUCAUAUAUUAUAAGCCGGCCAUACGAAUUAUAUCGGACAAUCUUUUACAAUGGACUGCGAUUAUCUCACAAAAAACUUCCAACUACCAGUCGAACACAUGAUGGAUGUCUCCUUUAUCAUGAUUCAGAUGAUACAACCAAACUGCGGAUUGGUUUUCUUCGUUGUGCAGUAAAAUUAAUCGAUAUUAAACAAAAUAAUGUUAUGCUGUUUAUCGAACAAGCUAAGAUAAUAUCGGUUGCUGAUACUGUAUGUAUUAAUGAUAUACAAUAUGAAUGUACCAAUGUGUUGCAAGGCUAUCUCUGCUCAGUACCUCAAUUUGUCUUAGUCAAACCUCAACAAAUUAAAGAAAAACUUGCUUUUCGUGUUCAUGACGCAUUAACACCAAACAAGUUUUUCUUCUAUCGAUACCCAAAUUUUUCUGAGAGCACAUGA